This is a messenger RNA of Meriones unguiculatus (Mongolian gerbil), 4670 nucleotides long. RefSeq names its product IQ motif and ubiquitin domain containing (gene Iqub). Gene Ontology annotation, cellular component: motile cilium; acrosomal vesicle. Bases 314 to 2695 code for a protein of 793 amino acids. Gene Ontology annotation, biological process: cilium assembly. The record is from RefSeq and is a predicted model, not a curated record. NCBI's taxonomy places the organism in Eukaryota, Metazoa, Chordata, Mammalia, Rodentia, Muridae. The transcript is spliced from 13 exons.
UUAAAAGAAAAUAACCUGUGACCUUAGACUGCCUUCAGGCUGAAUUUCAGAAGUCUGAGAGAGCUCCGGGGGGCUAACUUCAAAUAAUCUUAAGGUCUAUCAUCCCGGCAGCUACCUACGUCCACUUCUGGCUUCUCGGCUUCUGCUCUUGCUGACUGGUUCCUUUGCAACUGCGCGGGGGUGGUGCCCUGGCGGAUGAAGCUGCCAGUUGCUAGGAUACGGCCAGCAACAGACCAUCUAGGAAGAAAAGAGCGGCUUCCCAGGCCUGGAGAAACCUCUUCAUCUGUAAUAGUUGUGUUUCUUGAGCAGGAAAAUGUCGGACUCUGAGGAGCUCGUCGCUCCUCAGAAUGCAGACGACUUGGCAGCUGACAGGGAAGUAGCUGUACCCGUCAUCAGUAUUCCUCAUCCUUCUGAAGAAGUGGAAGAAUUAGAUGAUAUUUAUGAGCAAGAAUUCGAAGCAGAGAACUUCGCCGCCGAGAGCGAGACACCAGACGUGCGGAGUGAACAAAGCAUUUCAGCUGAGAAAUUUGAUUCCAGACACAGUGUGCGGUUUGGGCCCUCUGCUAGCACGAGUGUGAGUAUGCAAUCUCUGGAUCAAGACCAGCAGCACCUUGAUUACCGGACCUUAGAAGAAGACUCCUUAUCAUUUCUGAAAAAAGUAAACGUCGUAAAGGAGAACGUGUGGAUGACAAUGAAAGAAACUUCAACAACAGUAAAAGUUGUACUUAUUCCUGUAGGCCAGGAAAUUAAAAUGCCUUUUAGAGUUGAUGCCCCACUUAGACUCCUCAAGGACCACUUUUCACACUUGCUAUGCAUCCCACGGCAAGCAUUGCAACUGACACUUUCAGGCAACAUUGUUGGCAACAAUGAUACUCUAUUACGAUUUGGAAUUAAGCCACAAGAAGCUGCUCAGGUAGAGAUAUGUUCCACCCAACCUGAACAAUAUCCAGUCAAGAGGAUAGAGGGCUUGAGCGAGGGCUCCCAGAUAAUAACAGUCACCAUACAGACAAGCCUUGAUAACUAUGAGGAGAUAGCUGUUGAGAUAAUAAAAUCUGACUUCCACAAGCCAUUUCUUGGUGGAUUUAGACAUAAACUAACAGGAGUAGAAUUUCACAAUGCUGGAACACAAACCGUACCUAAGAAGAUUCCGGAAAAGCCCAAUCUGUUUUGCAGGGACACCCAGACAGUUUUUCAGAGAAAAAAGUUGCAACAAACUACAAAUACAACAUCCACUCAGAUGACUAAAAUUGGUGUGUAUGUAUCAAACUUGACUGAUAAGCUGCUCAAGCCGUCGAGGUACUUUUCAGCAAAACAGUACCAUGAUAUGAGGCUGCGUGCGGUGUUGGUGAUACAGACCAACUACAGGCGCUGGCACGCUAAGUGCUAUGUGGACAACUUAAGAAAACAAAAGCAACAAAGAUUGGAGUGGGAAGAGGAGGAAGAGCUCAAGAAGGUCAGAGAAAAGGAAGACUGGAUACAAAUGGACUAUUACCGCAGGCACAACCCUAAAACAAAAGAAGAUUUUGAGCUCCUUUACAACGCUCUGGAACUUUGGCGGCAAGAAGAACUUGCACAAAUUGACCAGUAUUUGAGUCAAGCUGAAAGGAAGGCUGCUCUGUGCGAACUUUUGGAGAAGGAGACACAGAUAAUUGCCUCCAUUGGGAGGCACCGGCAGGCUGCUGAUAUGGAACGCCAGGAAACAGCUCUGCAUGCCUUUCUGGAUAAGUGUUCAGCUCCAAAGCUCUGGAGAAGACCUGACGGCUCUAUUCUCGAGAUGGACACACAGUUCACCCUGAGAGCCAGAGAGCUGCAGAGCAUCUACAACUGUAUCAUGAUGAGAGAUCUUUCUCAGGACGAGCGGCUGGACAUCCUCCUGACACUUAAGCACACGGUGAAGGAACAUGAGUGUAAACUUACCCAAGAAAUCCUAGAAUUGAUUGACAGAGAAGUUGACCUCAUGAUGAGGGGAGUCAAACCUCAAAAUCUUGAAGGACUCAGAAAAAGAAUUACAACACUCUUUUUUCACUACAUCAAAACCCCCCUGUUCAACCCUGAAGUUGCAAGAUACCUUAAGGUCCCUCAAGACCCACUGAAGUUUUAUGACAAGAUUUACUUUUGCCACAGUUGCCAGCUGUAUUUGCCGUCUGUAGAGUUCUCCGUGUCGCCCACCUUACAGCGGGUGUACCGCUGCCGCCAGUGUGUGAACCUUGAGAAUGAGACUCAGAAACGGGAAUCAUUUUUGAAGUACAAGUUUCUGCUCCAGCGGCUCUACCACUCGGAAUCCGCCUAUGGGGAUAACUCUCAGAUUGCUUUUCUGAUGCAGCUUCAGGAUAUUAAGUACUUGACAGAGAAUAUCUGGGCAUCCCAGUCCAUCCUCAGUGCCUGGGAUGACCUCAAUGACCUGGUCCUGGUCAGGUGGGAUAAGAACGUGGAGUGGUCCCCCUGGAACUGCAUUCUCCUCACUAAGGAUGAAGCCAAAGCUCAUCUCAGGCUAGAGAGUAUUGAACAGGGAUAUGGACACGUCUUUCAUCACAAGAUCAAGCACAAACAUAUCCUGGCUAAAAACUAUUUUUCUCAGGUUCCAGUGCUGGCUGCCCUUUUACAGGAGGAUGAGGAAAUAGAGGAGAUCAGAAGUAAAUACUUCACAGUGAAGCCACCCAAAAUCAUAGAAGCCCAUGGGCCUCAACAGGAGUAGACCCAGGAACAUCAUUUGAUGAUGAGCCCUUUUGUUCUCUACUAAAAGAGCACUGCAGAGGUUAUGGACAGUGGAAAACCACCUUUGUAUUUCUGUUGGUAUUAUCUGUUUCAUUCAUUGUAUUUUAAGCUAUAUGAAUAGAAACAAAUAUGUAUACACGAACCAUUUUUUGGUGGCUAGUGUUAAAUUAACCUGUAAUUUUGUUACUAAGAUUAAUGGUUAAAAAGAACAUUUUAUUUAGUCUGUUUUCAUGUUAACUUAAGGGAAAAUAAAUGCUUUAUAAUCAAAAUACAACAGGCAAACAAAACCUUGGCCAUUAUAAUGUUCCAUGAAUGUAAUUUAUUUAAUACACUUUGAGUGUAAUCAUCCUCUAUACAUAAGCCUGAAUUUGAUAUAAGCAAAGACAUAAGAUUUUUUUUCACUUUUAUUGUCUACUUUUAACUUUUAACUGGAUAAUCCAAGAAAGUCAACUGAAAACAAACAAACAUGAAAAUCUGCAUUGUAUGCCACAAAACAAGGCAAACAGCGGGAAUGCUUUUAUGAUGGGUAAUUUCUGUGGGGAAAUGUUGAGGUUCUGUAAGAAGCACGGAUUUCAUCAAAUCCACUGUCCACUACUUCUCAAUAAACUAAUCAAUAACCUGGACGCCAUACCUAUCUGGAAUAUGUUCUAAUGAAUGAUGACGUAUCCAAAGGUGGCACACUUGAAAUUGCAUGAUUUAAGCCUAUUUACAAAGGACCCUGUUCUAAAACACACAUGAUGUUGGGAAACAAAAGGAACAGCCCAGGAACCCAGGGUCAGAUGAGCUCUGCUGAAUGUACCCCACAGUCUCCAGUACCCUUGUGGAGGAAGAAGUCAGGGAGCCCAGAGAGAAUGAAAAGGAAAUAAGGAAAUCACUGAAGGGACUAGCAGCCAGACUGCAAAGCAACACCCAACCUAAGAUGACCUCAAGAACCAGAAAACAAAUCCUUAGUUUCACACUUUGCUACAGUUGCCUUCUCCAGUUAGAAAGACUCAAAAGAAAAGAAGCAGAGAAGCAAAAUUCAUGUGGCUUUAGGGGAAAGGGCAGGGGAGAUACUGGUUGAACAGAUAUGGGAGGCAAAUUAGAAAACACUGGGAGGAAAAAAAAGAACCUGAAAGUGAGGAUAUCAUUCAAUUAGAAAUAUUUCACUUACAUCAUAGAAUUAUAGAAAACACAUAGUUUAGUCUAUUCCUAUAUAAAUGAUGUUUUCCUUUCAAGUCUAAUGAUUAGCAAAUUCAUUAUAAAUGAUGACUCCAUAUAAACAUUUGAUAUUUCAGCAACACAUAUGUAAUAUCUACAGUGCUUCCUUCCUUCCUUACAGACUUCCUUACAGUGUGACACUUAUCAAUUGUCCUUAAGGAAAUAAUAUUUAGGAGAAAAUUCUGUAGUGCUGUUUCAUUUUUAAUUGACAUUCCAGACAGCCUGAAAACUUUUUUGACAAAACAAUUUCAGUUGAGACUAGAAUAGGACCAGUGUGGUCAUUGAUAUAAUGGGAACAGUUUAUCACAGACACACGCAAGUUUACACAGGGAUGGAAAGAACCAGGUUUUCAUAACAUAGUUUAGGAGAAAUUAUGGGAAGAAUUGGGAGGGUGCUGUGGGAGAAAGAGCCAGAUAGGUCAAGUAAAGGAUUGUACGAAUGCCCUUGAUUCUAGCAGUUGGCUAGAGCGUUGGCUCUUAGGAAUGGGAGGCAAGAGGUAAACAGAAGGAAAUAGACAUAUGAGACCCAAUAACUAGAGGUUAGGUUAAUUAUCUCCCAGAUCAUCCUGCUUCUUCCUUGGUCCGUUGGUAAUGGCUGUGUUUCUCUAAGAUGGCGUCUUGGUUUAGAUCUACCUCCCACAUGGCACAACUCUCCUUCAACUUCCUGCCUUUCCUUCCAGCUUUCCAGAUUUCACUUGAAAGUCUUUUGAUUUUUAUAAGAAAAUUUAAGAUGUUCUGCUUUUGUUGAUUUCAGCA